This is a messenger RNA of Actinia tenebrosa (Australian red waratah sea anemone), 999 nucleotides long. RefSeq names its product protein CNPPD1. The record is from RefSeq and is a predicted model, not a curated record. Gene Ontology annotation, cellular component: nucleus; cyclin-dependent protein kinase holoenzyme complex. Lineage: Eukaryota; Metazoa; Cnidaria; Anthozoa; Actiniaria; Actiniidae. Gene Ontology annotation, molecular function: cyclin-dependent protein serine/threonine kinase regulator activity; protein kinase binding. Gene Ontology annotation, biological process: regulation of cyclin-dependent protein serine/threonine kinase activity.
AAUGGUAUUUGAUCUUGUUUUAUUAGGACUGGAAUUUGUUCAUUAGCAAGGGCGAAUUUUUGAACUUUGUCAGCCAAGUGGAGUCAAAGGUGGCCUUGAAUAAAGGCUGUGCUCGAGGCUGGUUAACAUACUCUGACAUGUGCACUUUACUCAACAAUAAAGCAUUACUGGACUUGCUCCAAGUUAUUCGACAACAGUUGCUAACGAAUAUAUCAAAGUGUCUGACGGCAUAUUUAUUUGGAGUCUCCCUUCUUCUUGGUUCAUCUGCCCUUGCCUCUCUAACACACAAUUCAUCCAAACAAGACACGAUAUUCCAUGGCACUCCAGUCCAACCCUCCUUCAACUGCCUCACUACAGAAGCAUCCUGUGUCUUCUCUCGCGAGGGCAUUGAGGUUGCCUCACCAGGUUUAGACCUGGUCUUUCGUCCCAUCACUCAAAGAAGAAAACGUGUUCCAGGAUCAUUCCUUCAACGUCAGGGAUUCCAAAAUAUGGCCUCUUCAAGAGAACAGAAAAUGGAUGCACGAGAAGUAAAUCAAUCUCCAUCAGAAAACCAUACUUUUCCUAGAUCAAUUGAUAUCAGCGUUCUUUUUAAAACAUUAGGGAAUUUUACAUCUCAGAACCUUAACCUUAAGACAAGACUAGUAACUCAUGGCCGCUACUCGAAUGGCACAGACAGAGAGUUGUCAGUACAAUCUUGGUCAUCACUCUGUGUCCACAAAAUGAAUGUUGGUUUAUUCGGACCACAGAUUGUCAAAAAAAGGUGUUUUGAGAAAUUUCCAAAAAGUUCUGUGUCUUCAACAGAAUGGAACUGCUAUUACAGGCAGCAAUUGUGUGUAUCAUGAUGGCUGAAAUACUGUUUCUGACCCCCCCUCCCCUCCAUCCCACCCCUACAUCCCAUCUCCAUACCAUCUCCAUUUAGACUCUAUGAAAAACCUUUCAAUUUAAAGUAUUUUGAUAACAUAUUUUAUGAUGAUGAAUAAAGUUUUCCUAUCUCACUCA